Rhineura floridana is the source of this 4396-nucleotide messenger RNA. Its product is annotated as GRAM domain-containing protein 2A-like. The transcript has 14 exons. The coding region runs from base 3278 to 4303 and encodes 341 amino acids. The record is from RefSeq and is a predicted model, not a curated record. Lineage: Eukaryota; Metazoa; Chordata; Lepidosauria; Squamata; Rhineuridae.
AAUUGGAAUCUGCUGGAAUAAAUAAAAUGCAAUAUAGAAAAAAAUAAAGGAAGCAUUCAAAAUAGAAUUAAAGAUCAUGGCAUCUAGCCCAGCGUGUUAGAAUUGUUGCAACAGGCAGGAAAAAAGCCAUUCAGACUCUCAGCAGUUCUGAAGUGGCCCUUGAGGAAAAAGGUCUGGCGACCCCUGGCCUAGGCAACCUUUGGCUCUGAUCUAGGAGGGCUGCUCCUCUGCUCUCUGCCGGACACAGGCCAAUGCACCUCACGUGUGAUCUAAAUGCAGAGCCGGUAGCUGCAAGGUCCUUUAAAAAAUAAUUUCAGAACAUUGGGCUCGGGGUGUGUGUGUGUCAUAUGGCUAUAUAUUGACUCCACCUACAUCGGAUUGUGGAUCUUGUGAAAGAUUGGUGGCCCAGAGCCAGUUAGGGCUUGUGUCCCAAAGCAAUAGACGGGGAAAGGUCCUGGGAGCCCUCCAAGGUACAUGUUUACCCAGAAGCCAGGGCUGGCUUCAGUUCAAUGGGACUUUCUCCCUGGUAAGUGUGUAUAGGACUGCUACUUAAGGUUCUAGUCCUCUUGACCUAUGGAGAUAUAUCUGAAUAGAUGUACCUUCCGCCCAACCCUGCCCUGUGCAAUAUAGGAACAUGGAAGCUGCCUUCUUUGAGUCAGACCAUUGGUCCACCCAGCUCAACGCUAGCUGGCAGGGCUGUCCAGGGUUUGAGCCUUCAGGCUGGGCACUUUCCCAGCCUACCUGGAGAUGCCGUUGGGGACGGAAUUUGGGAUAUUUUGCAUACACAGCAGAUGCUGCACCGCUGAGCUGUGGCCUUUCCCCAAAUGUACGAUGCAAUACAAAGCAAACAUCAGGGCAUGUCGGAGUACAUGUGAAAUGAAAACAGUUUGAAAUAGCACAGACAUUCAACAAGAAAAGCAGAAUCAUAUAAACAGCCUUCCAAAAAGGACCCAAGUCAAGCUAAUUGCCAUGCUAUUAAACAGAGGCGUAUUCAGGGUGCUGCUACGUAGGAGUAAGCCCACUGGAUUCAGCAGGACUUGCUUCUGUGUAAACAUGCUUAAGUUGUUAAAAGGCCUGAGAGAGCAAGAAGGUACUCAGAGGUGAGCCUCUUUAGGGAGGGUGUUUCACAAACAAGGGGCCCCUCUCGCUGGCCCUCCCCCAUUUUCAUCCUCGCAACAACACUGUGAUGAGUACACAGAACACUAAUCCAGCCAACAGGGUGCCUCCCAGCUGUCGUUGGACUCCAGAUCCCAGCCUGCCUGAUCAUUGGCCGUGCUGGGCCUGCUGGGAGUUGGAGUCCAGCAACAGCUGGAGGGCUCAUGGUGUCGGACACCCUGCUCUAACCACUAUACACCCCACAGACUCUUAGUAAAGCCCCGUUUAGAUAGCUCAGGGAAAUGGGGAACAGUUAAGAAAGCCAGCCUGGCGUAGUGGUCAGAGCAACCUUCAGUCCUCCCAACACCCCUGGCAGGUUGGCCAUGCUGAGGCUGAUGGGAACUGUUGUUCAGCAACUUCUGUAAGGCUGGAGCCCCAGUGGAAGGGUCUCUUUCUGGAGUGGAGGACAGCCUCUGUCCUACUGUUAGGACAGCUAAACUGAGCUUCCAUGUUCAGGGGCAGUCUACCGCAGAAAAGCCAGAUGUGGGCGAGGCUGUGCCCUUCCCCACAACACCUGGGCUAGGACCUUGGAGACCAGGGUUCAGAUCUCCCACUCCAAGUCACUGGGGGCCCUUGGGCCACUCACUGCCUCUCAGCCUAUCCUACCUCACAGGGUUGUUGUGAGGCUAUAACGAGGAGGGGAGAACCAUGUUUGUACGCCACCUUGAGCUCCUUGGAAGAAAGAUGGGCUGGAAAUGUUAAUAACAAACAAACGGUUGCCAGACGAUGACUAGGACUGGUGGCCGCGAGAGGAGGCUGGGUCCUGAGGUUGCUGCCGGCGACUUUUUCCCCUUGCGGCCUGCCAGAGAGUCCCAAGAAUGUCAGAGCUGCCCAGCCGACUGGCUUCCUGCUCUGCUCUGUGCAUCCUGUUUUGCAAAGCGCCUCCGAAGAACUCGCACCACAUUUCAGCUCCCAGCCCAGGAGCCUUCCUCCCUGGCAAAAGCUCCACUGUCCCCCCCUUUCCACAGAGGCAGAGUUAUUGGGGGGGGGAAUGACUCAGGUCACGGCUACCUUAGAGCCACUGGUUUCAUCGGUCUGCUCCAAGUAGAACCAGCAGUAAUAAUUUGACUUUGCCAUGCUGGUGAGAUCGUAGCCACCCACCAUCUUAAUUUCCCAAGGGACAUCUGUGCAUGUAAAUUGCCAGCAGAUCUGUAUCCUUUCGUUACUGCAUUUCUGUCCUGCUUUUUAUCAAGAAGCUCAUGGUGGCAUACAGGGGCCUGCCCUCCCUCUUGCUGUUUCAUCCCCACAACAACCCUGUGAGGUAGGUUAGGCUGAGAGACAGUGACAGGCCCAAGGUCACCCAGCAAGCUUCAUGGCUGAGUGGGGAUUUGAACCGGGGUCUCCCAGCUCCUAAUGGGACACUCUUAAGUACUUAGCAACACGCAGCCGGGCUAAUCCCUCCAGAAAUCUUGGUGAUACAAGUGCCUUUGCACCUGCUUUAGAUUCCUUCCUCCCCCCCCCUUUAUUUUAUUUUGCAAAGUUAAUUUUGAAAAUCCAGAUGGGAAGUUUUGGGGAGGGAAAGAGAAACCUCACAAUCCAUCUUCCCCCUCCCUCUUAAAAGUUACAUUUUUUUUUCUAAAUACAAUAAAAAUGAAAUGCAUAAAAAAUGAGUUGCAAAAUUUGCCCAGAGAUUAGGACAUAGUGUCUUGUGCUCUGCUCUCUGCCUGCAGAACUGGCUUUCCCUAACAGCCCCCUCUCUCUGACCCCCCAGCAGCUGACAUUUGAUAGUCAGACUGCCCCUUCACAUGGAGGUUCGAUCUAGCCACCUUGGCUUAACAAGCCACAGCUCAGCAUCCAGUUUCCCACAGUGGCCAGCUAGACUCUUCUGGGAAGCCACAAGAAGGAAAGCAACAUCCUUCCUCUGUUGUUUUGGAAGCCCUCCCCUCCCACACUUCAGCAACUGGUGUUCUGCGGCAGACUGCUCCUGAAGAAGGAGGUUCCAUGGCUAAUUGCUGGGAAUAGAUAGGCCUCCUUGAGGGCUGGAGGCCAAUGCCCGCUGGAACCUCCCCCUCGUCACCGCAGGUGUUGCAUGCAACAAUAGCAAUCUUGGGGCUUGUAUCAGGGCGAGGCUGUUUUUAUCGGCACAUGGCUCAUUCCAGCAGAAUCUCCUUCAUGGUGGCUAAUGAUAGGUGGAGAUGAAUUCCUUGAUGUGGCAGAACAUAAAGCAAAGCAAAGGACUGAAGCCAGCUGCCUGCCCGAUAUCUCUGGAAAACAGAAAAAGAGCAAAUGGAAAAUGUCUGAGCAGAAGAAGUCCCAGAGCCUGGAUGAAGCUGUGGCGGAACGACCCAGAAGCGGCCAACGUCCGCCCUUGUCCCGGUCCAAAACCUAUGACCCGCUUUUCUCUAAAGAAGCAGAGAAGGAAGCGUCUGCCUCUGCCCACCACAGAAACUCAGCAUCCAACCUGAUGAAACAUGCUGUUGACUUCCACCGAGUGUUCAAAGACCUCUCCGAAGAGGAGUUACUCCUGGAGACGUUUUCGUGUGCCUGGCAGCGGGAGGUGUCCUACCACGGCCGCCUGUACGUUUCCCCCAGCCACGUCUGCUUCUACUGCAGCAUGGUGCGACGGGAGGUGAAGGUCGUCAUUCCUGUGCCCACCAUCAGUGUCCUCAAGAAGGCCAACACGGUCUUGUUGGUACCCAACGCCAUCUGCAUCCGGACGUCCGAAGGCGAGAAGUUCCUGUUCGGAUCGCUCCGUUCACGGGAAACGGUUUACCAGCUGCUGUGCUCCGUCUGUAAGCACCUCCAGGACGGCAGCCGGAAGAACAGCCCAACCAUGCCGCACGUCAGUCCAGACUGCCUCCAUAAGAUAUCCCUGAUCCCAAGGGAGACGGAUGCCACUCACAGCCCUCCACAGCACAAAAUCCUCCCAGAGGAGCCAGACGUGGCCGAUGGGACACGGAGGCCCCCAACAGCACCCGUUGAACAACAGCUGGCAACGCCAAGCAGAGGAGGGGCACCAACAACAAAGUCCUGGCGAAACUGGAAGGUUCACUUGAACCCCCUCAACACGGUUAUCCUAAUCUAUCUCUUCUUGGUGGUCCUCUUACUGCUUUCCUCGGGGUACAUCGGCCUGCGUAUCGUCCAGCUGGAGGAACAGCUGACCAUGAUGGGGGCCUGGCCUGAGCUGGGCCUUCAACACCCAGAAUGACAGACAAAUGUUUCCGGAAGUGCAUUGGGAAACCGGGGAGCUCCCUUGAUAACUCCGAGCAGAAAUGCAUCGCGAUGUGUAUGGACCGCUACA